UUUUCUUUACUCUUUAUACGUUGAAGCCGAUGAAAUGAUCUCUAUAUAACUGGAAACCAAGACAACAAGAAUCCAGAGAGAGUGAGAGAGAGAGAUGGAAGUGUAUUGUGUAACGGGAGGAACAGGGUUGAUGGCUGCAUACCUAGUGAAGACCUUGCUAGAGAAGGGCCAUACUGUGAGAACAACAGUGCGAGACCCAGAGGAUGUGAGAAAGGUUGGUUAUCUCUGGGAGUUCAAUGGAGCCAAGGAGAGGCUUAAGAUCAUGAAAGCAGAUUUAAUGGUGGAAGGAAGCUUUGACGAGGCAGUACAAGGGGUUGACGGUGUCUUUCAUACUGCAUCCCCCGUUCUGGUUCCCUACGACAACAACAUUCAGGCAACUCUGAUCGAUCCAUGCAUAAAGGGCACCUUGAAUGUGCUGAGCUCCUGCUCAAAAGCGAGCACAACUGUGAAAAGAGUUGUUCUCACAUCUUCCUGUUCUUCAAUAAGAUACCGUGAUGAUGCCCAGCAGAUUUCCCCUCUGAAUGAAACACAUUGGAGUGAUCCCGAUUACUGCAAACGCCACAACCUUUGGUAUGCAUAUGCAAAGACUUUAGCUGAGAAAGAAGCUUGGAGAAUGGCUGCGGAAAGUGGGAUGGAUCUGGUGGUAGUGAAUCCAUCUUUCGUGGUUGGUCCCCUGCUUCAACCACAACCAACCAGCUCACUUCUCCUAAUAUUGGCCAUAAUUAAAGGUGCCAGAGGUGAAUAUCCAAAUACAACGGUUGGAUUCGUUCACAUAGACGAUGCCAUUGCCGCACACAUCUUAGCUAUGGAGGAAAAGAAAACAUCUGGAAGGCUUAUAUGUUCAGGCUCGGUGGCUCAUUGGUCCCAAAUCAUUGAGAUGCUGAGGGCCAAGUAUCAUUCAUACCCAUUUGAAAACAAGUGUGGCAGCAACGAAGGAGACAGCAAUCCACAUAGCAUGGACACCACUAAGAUUACUCAAUUAGGGUUUCCUCCAUUCAAGACCCUUGAUCAAAUGUUUGAUGACUGCAUCAGAAGUUUCCAAGAGAAAGGAUUUCUGUGAAGAACAUGAUAGUGUCUUCUGCAAGAUUUUCUUAGCCUUCAAUGAUGCACACCAUUGACCUGUUAUGACAUGGAUUUUGUUUAUGAAAUUCCCAGUAAUAAAAAUAAAGAUUUCAAUAAAAGAGAAAAUUAAAAGAAAUUAGUUUGGAUUGAGUCACAGAAA
Molecule: messenger RNA, 1222 nt
Organism: Juglans regia (Persian walnut)
Lineage: Eukaryota; Viridiplantae; Streptophyta; Magnoliopsida; Fagales; Juglandaceae
Product: tetraketide alpha-pyrone reductase 2-like
Exons: 6
Coding region: 95-1060 (321 amino acids)
Molecular function (GO): oxidoreductase activity, acting on the CH-OH group of donors, NAD or NADP as acceptor
Source: RefSeq, a predicted model, not a curated record